AUGUUCAUGGAGAGCUUUACGAAACUAGUUGCCUUUGUCCCUCCACACGUACGUAUAAAGUGGACUUUGGAGCUGGGACAGCACUUAAACCAAAGAUACAGAUCCCACCACAAGUAUGAAUACAUGUACGAAGCUGAGUCCUUGAAUGCUAUCAACGGUGCUUCACAUCUCAGGAAUGGACCUAAGGCCACUUGCAAGGUUGAAAUUGAAGUGCCUCAGACUUGUAGUUUCAUCGUCCGCACCACUGGUUGUAGCCUGAGUGAGGUGGCCGAUGUGGAUGCAGAGGGCAACCCUGUAUUCGGUCCUGCACCCAGCUCUGACACCUUUGCUGUGGAAAUGGAGAGGUAUCCUCUGAAGGUUGUGGUUGAGGGUGUGUAUGAUGUGAAACUGUACCCUGAGGAAGGUGAGACAACAACCAUCCUGAACUUCAAGAGGGGCAUCGUCUCUGCCCUGGCUGUGCCUCUGGUGGAAGAAGACAAGAACAAGAACAUGCCCACUAUCCAUGGCAUGUGCAAGACCCAGUACUCCAUCAACACUAGAAAGGACAUUGCAACUGAAAUGAGCCUCACCAGGGAUCUGUCCAGAUGUGACAAAUUUGUUCCAAUGAGAGAUUACACCAGCCCCCUGGCACUGAUCUCUGGCAUGCACUACCCUCUCGCUCAGCUGGUCAGAAGCUCCCAGACCUGCAACUACAGGUUUGACAAUGAGAAGAAACACAUGACCUCAGGGUCCUGCACUGAGAACCACAUCCUCAUUCCAUUCUCACACAAGGGACAGUAUGGAGUCACCAAUGUUGGAAAGCAAGAACUGACUCUGGUUCAGGUUUCUCCUCACAACGACAGAGUCUUUGAACACACUGACAUUGUCAAGGGUCUUCACAUGGAGGCUGUGGAGGACAAGAGUGCUGUCCAGGAUAAAGAUGCAGGCCUGAACCUCCUGAGAGAACUGGCCAAUCUGCCCGAGACAGAGGGUGAGAGGAGGGCCCACCUCUUCCACAAGCUUGUCACCAUGGUCCGUGGAAUGAAGGCUGAGACCCUGAGUCCCAUCAUUCCUGAGGCUAUUGCUGUGUCCCGUGUCCUGACCUACCAGGUUCUGGCCCAGUGUGGAACCCCUGAGUGCAGCAGUGCCAUCAUGCAGAUCCUCAGGACCUUAGACAGCUCUUCACUUGAGGUUGAUGCUGCUGUUUUUGCUUUGGGAUUCAUGUCCAAUCCCUCUGCCCUCCUGAUCAAUGAUAUGCUCGCAAUGGCCAAAUACAAGUCCAGCAAGCCCAUCAUGUAUGCCCUGAGCAAUGUUGUCAAGAGGUUUUACAAAGCUGAAGAAAAACUGAUCCCUGAGAUUCACUCUGUGGCUGAGUUCAUGGCUGCUCAGCUGGGAGACUGUUCUGGUGACAAGGACAACACUUUCAUGACUCUGAGAGUUGUUGGAAACAUGGCUCCAGCUGUGAUACCUGCUAGCCCUGCACUGAGAGCCGCUGUGAUCCAGUGUGUGAACCAACCUGCAGCUUCCCUGGCUGUGCAGCAGGCUGCCGUCCAAGUGUACAGGCUGACUCCUGUCCCUGAGGAGGGCAGAGAGGUUCUCAUGCAGGUGCUUUUGGACAGCACCAGCCCCAUGCAGAAGCGUAUUGCUGCAUAUCUGGUGCUUAUGAAGGAUCCCUUGCCAAGUGAACUGGCCCAGCUGACUGAUGCCUUGUCCAAUGAGCAGGACGAACAAGUCAAGAGCUUUGUCAUCUCCCACAUUACCAACAUUUUGUCCUCCACUGAGCCUGAGACUGAAGAGCUGAGACAGAAGAUUCAUGAUGCCCUGCAGGGUAAUGAGAUUGGGCCAAUUAUGGACCCAACCAAGUUCUCUCGCAACUACAAGAUUGGAUCUGUGGAGGGCAACAUGAUCUUUGAGGGUACCAGCUAUCUGCCCAAGGAGGUCAUGCUUGAAAUGACUCUGAAGGCAUUUGGUUAUGAAAUUGACAUGAUGGAGAUUGGAAUGGAGGGCAAAGGAUUUGAGCCUACUGUAGAUGCCCUGUUUGGAGAGAAUGGAUUCUUCCCUGACACUGCCCUGAAGACGAUGUACUUUGUCUCUGACAACAUACCAUUUAGAGUCAAUAAAAUCCUGCAGAACAUGCUGCCUGCUCUGAAGAGGGACAGGAUGAGGAGACAGGCCUCCCAGAACCUGAUGAGGGACAUCGGACAUGAACUCAACAAACUAGUGAGGGAACUGAAGACCGCACAGUCUCCUGAGGCAAUGGUUUAUCUGAGACUUCUGGGGAAUGAGCUGGGAUAUUUGAGGACCAGUGAAAUCACAGAGAUGGCCUACUCUGCUGCCAUGAUGAUCGACAGCAUGUUCAAGAUGUUCCCUAGUGAUCUAAUGAAGGCUUUGAUGACUAAGGCUGACAACACAAUCUUUGCUCACUACAUCUUCAUGGACAAUGAAUUCUUCCUGCCUACUGUGACUGGUGUUCCACUGAGGAUUGCACUGUCUGGCACUUUCACCCCUGGAAUCAAGGGUGGAUUUAAGAUUGCUCGUGACAAGAGCGAAGUUACCUUCAUGCCCUCCGCUGGCAUUGAGUUUGUAACUCAGGUUGGCUCCCACAUCCCUGAAUAUGUCAACUCUGGAUUAGAGAUGCACACCAACAUCUUCCACGAGAGCGGGCUCAGUGCCAAGAUCUCCAUGGGACGUGACCUAGUCAAGUUGACUGUUCCUGCACCAAUGAGUCCUACAAAGCUCAUCAAAAUGACAAACACCCUGGUAGCAGUGACUGGAUCAGAGGUGAAGACCAUCCCCCCUAUGGUAAUGGACAAGGUUGAUGUUAGUGAGUGCACUCCCGUCUUCGCUGGAAUGAAAUAUUGCACAGCUCUGCAGUACGUCGAUGCUUUCUCUCAAGACACAGCCCCCUACUUCCCCUUCACUGGAGACAGCAAAUUUGCUUUGGAGCUCCACCCCACUGGUGAAGUCACUGAGUAUACAGCCACUGUUGCCUACGAGCUCCUCAGGGAGGGAGACGAGGGCCGGCAGAAGGUUGACUAUGUGAAGUUCAUUCUGAGGGCUGAAGGUGCAGAGCCCACUGAAGCCAGAGCAAUCAUGAAAUAUAACAGGAGGAAGAAUGUCAUCACAGCUGACAUCCAGAUCCCUGACUACGAUGUGGAAGCUGGACUCAGGCUGGGUGUUGUUGAUGGAAACACCAAGGGCAAAGGAACUCACUCAAUCUCUCUGGACUUUAUAAACAAGAAUGUCCCUCAGCUCUCGCUGGUUGGCCGUGCCAAUCUGAAGGCUAUGAAGGAAGGUAUGCUGCAAGUCCAGCUUCUCGUCCCUUCAGUCAGUACUGAUGCCACUGUCACAGCCAAUAUGAAGCGUGAUGAAGAACUGGAAUUGGAGAUCAAGAGUGAUAUCAAAUUCAUGGAUGCCAGCUCUGAGCAGAAAAUUGCAAUGAAAUAUGAUGCCAGCAAGAUUCAGGUUGAGUUCAAGUCUGAUGUGAACACUGAGACUACUAUCUUGCCAAAUGCUGAUGUGUUUGAGAAAUAUGGCAACCAACUUCUCGACACCCAGGUCGGGCAGACUGACAUGAAAGUCCGUCACAUUUUCAUGAAGUUUGUGGAGGCAGCAAACAACUACAUGGAAAAAUAUGGUGCUGAUAUACCUUACAUUCAGAACUUCAGAGUACCUGAUAUGCCUGAGAUUUCCUUGCCAGAGACACUGUUCCUGAAUACUGAGGCAAAGGCUGUUUACUACUUCAACAAUGAGCGCUUCACCAUCGCCAUUCCUCUCCCUCUCGGAGGAAAGUCAACAGAGGAGCUUAACUUCCCUCCAGCCUUGACCACACCUAGCAUGUCUCUACCCCAGUUUGGACUGGAGAUCGUCUCCAUGGAGAUUCCCAUCCCAGAGCUUGUUGUCCCCGAGAGCCUCACUCUGUCUAUUCCUCUUUUUGGCAAAGCUGAGGUUUCAACUCUGAUCAGGAGCAACCUGUAUGAAAUGGAGGCCUCAAUGGCUGCUGGCAAAGAUGUUGUGGAAACACCAAGCUACUCAGCUAUGUUUGAUGUGAAAGGAACCUCACCACUUGACAUCCUCUCAGUAAAGAUUGAAGGCUCUGGAAGUCUGGCCACCACUGAUUCCAUUAAUGGCCAUUUGAAAGGCUCUUUGGCCCAUAAAUUCAUUGAAGCCAGUUUUAGUAUCAUCGAGGAUGCAACCAUCACCGACAAGCUGAAUUUGAAAUCAAGCAGCAAGAUUGAAGCUACAAGUCCAUUUGGUCUUAAUUUUGCACUAGAGCACACAGGUAUGGCUGGAAUCAACACUGAAGAAAUCUCUGCUGACAGCAACCUUGAGGGAAUGUUCAAGGCUGGACCCAUGUAUGGCAAGACAGUUUCAACUCAGUCAUUUACCAUCUUCCCAUUCAGGCCAGAGGCAAAGAUCGAUUCUACUGUUCAGUUUGACUCCACAAUUGUUAAGGUCCAGAACACAGUUGCAGCAUCCCUUGUCAAUGGUGAAUUCUCAGUUGUGUCUAACACCAAUGCCUUUGACAACAUCUUGACUCAUGUUGUUGAGCUUUCCUUCAAAGACAGCAAGCUGUCACUGAAAUGUGAUGCAAAUGCCCUUGCUCUUGGCAUGAAGAUCCGCAACCAGGCAGAAGCCUCUGCUGGUGCUGGUGAAGUUGUCCUGAGGAUGGAGACAAAUGCAGACCACUCUGAAAACCGUGUUUACUCUCUGCUGACUGCCUCUCUUGAUGUGAAUGGCCUGGCUGUAAACAGUGAUGCCUCAGUGAAACUUCUUGAGAAUGAGGCUACUCACAAGGCUACGCUGAGAAUGAACAAGGACGGUUUGACAACAAGUGGAACAACCACCCUGCAGAGUCCUCUGUCCCUAGAAAACACCUUCACUGCUGAGCUUGAUGCUUCAAGAGCUACUUUGACCAUUACCAACAAGGCUGCAAUGCAUGAUAUCAUGGUUGACAAUUCCAACACUCUGAUCAUUACUCUUUCUGGCCUUGACUUCAAUUCCAAGGCUGAAGCCACUGCAAGUGAAUAUGCCUCUUACAUUCAUGAUAUUGCCAUCAACCUGAAACCCUACACUGCUUCUGCAAAUGUUAAUAACAACCUGAAACUUCUGGCUGCCAACUUCAUUAAUGAGGCUCAGCUGCAGGCAGAGCUUUACAAGAUGGACCUGACUGGAAGUCUGAAAGCUAUCUAUGGUGAAGAAGUGAUUGAGCACAUCUAUGAGGUAAAUUAUGCUGAUAUGACAGCUAAUGCAAAGUGCAGCACCACUGGAAAACUCCUUGGAACUCACAUGAACCAGAAUACUGAGCUUGAGGUUGUCGGUCUUGCUGCCAGGAUCACCAACAAUGCCCGUUUCAACUCACAGCCAAUGCGCUUUGAUCACACCAUCCACUGCAGCAUUGUUCCUUUUGAUUUCAACCUUGAUGCCAUCUUCAAUGCUGAUGGAGACAUCACCAUGUAUGGAAAGCACAGUGCCCAGCUCUAUGGCAAGUUCCUCCUUAAAGCACAACCUCUGGCUUUUGCUAGCUCACAUGAAUGCAGAGCAUCAGUUACCCAGCAGCUAGAUAAUGGCUUUUCUCUUCAGACUACGAUUGACAACAACAUGGACACUGCAAUGUCACUCCAAGAGCAGAGGACCAGUUUUAGAAUGAAGUCGAAAAUUAAUGAGCAUGCCUUCAAUCAGGACAUGAGUGUUUACAAUACUGCUGAGAGAACUGGGAUUGAGGUUUCUGGCACCAUCCACACAAACAUUCUCAACACAGACACCACAGACAACCAGGAAUUCACCAUCUCUGGCUUCCUCAAGUAUGACAAGAACACAGACAGUCAUAUAAUUCAGAUCCCUCUGAUUGGAAAUCUGCCUGCCUUCUUGGAAAGCAUCAAGGGCUUUGUUGUGCGUAUUGCUGAGGCACUACAAGACUACAUCAGCAAUGAAGAGAUUAGGGCUAAACUCGAAGCUCUGCCCCAGCAUGUAAGUGACUUUGUUUCUCAAUUGAAUGUAGAAGACAAGGUAAUUCAACUGAAGCAGCAUUUCAGUGAUUUUACCCAAGAAUAUACCAUCUCUAUGGAGGAUGUGGAGGCUUCUUUGAGAAACCUGAAGAUCACUGUUGAAAAACUGCUGGCUGAUCUCACUGUUUACAUCCAACGCUUUGCUGGUAUGAUGAAGGAGAUCAUUGUUAGUGGCACACUCCCUGAAACCCUUAUCCAGAAUAUCCAGCAACAGCUGAAUGCCUUUAAUGACGUAUAUGACAUCAAGGCUAUGGUUAUGUAUGUGAUUGAUACCAUAAGAGAGGUGGUCCAGCAGAUUGCCUUGGAAAAACUGAAGGGCAGCAGUAUUGCAUUCCUGCAUGAUAUUGAUGCCAAGUAUGAAAUCAUGGCUAAACUCCAAACCCUGAUGAGAGAUAUGAAACAAAUAAUUGAGACCUUUGACAUGCAGGAGUUUGUUGCUCAGCUGAAGAGGUAUAUUUCAUCUGUCAACUUCAAGGCUUAUGUUGAGGAACUAGCUCGUCACUUUCCCACAGAGGUUCUCAAUGAAAUAACAGAUUAUAUUAGAGAAAUGAUUCAGGACUUUGACAUCCUAGGUAAGAUCAACAGAUUCUAUGCCGAGAUGAGAGAGUUGAUUGUAAAGUUUGAGGCUGACAAAAAGAUCCAGGCUGUCAUGGAAAAGGCAGUGGAGCUCAUUCAGCAGUUCAGAAUUGAAGAAACCAUCAGGGCUGUAGUCAAGAUGGUGAAUGAUGCAGACAUACCUACCAAAUUCAUGCAGGUCUUCCAGGAUGUUAUCAACUACUUGAAAUCAACUGAGGUCAAGGAUAUAAUUCAACAGCUGAACAUGUAUGUAGAAACUAUUGUGAAACAGCUGAAUUCAUUGAAUUACAACGAUUUUGUGGAUUAUACCAAUCAGAUUAUUGCUGAGUACACAGCUUACCUGAAUGAGCUGAUCCGGACUCUUGAAAUCCCCCAGAAAUUUGAGGCAGCAAGAGAUUUUGUCAAUCUUGUCUUAUCCUCUUUAAGAGGCUUCAUGGAACGCCUGAGAGAAAUCAAAGUUUCAGAAAUGAUUAAAUCGAUAAAGAACGUCAUUGAUGAGGUCGUGCUGGAAAAUCUUAAGGGAUUUGCUCAAUUUGUUAAACAGGAAAUUACAGAUCUGGAUAUCAAAGCUGAGAUUACCUCUUAUCUGGAAUCUGUGACCAUGUACUAUGUGAGGGUCAUGGCCAUCAUUGCUGAUAUGUUCUCCAGCGUGGUUGAGAUGAUUAAGAAGGUGGCACCUGAGCAAAAAAUCAUCAGUGAGAUUCAGCAGAUAAUUAACGGCCUGAUGACUGAACUGAAGAAAGCUGAGUUGAACGUGCCAUCCUUCACUGUUCCUUUCACUGAUCUUAUUGUGCCUUCCAUGACAUUCAGCAUGGAUGAUCUUUACCGGUUUAAAAUCCCAACACAGUUGGACAUCCCUGAGUUCACUGUCUUUGGGUUCCAUACUGUGCAAGCUACCACCAUCUCAACUAAUGACAUCAAACAGAGAAUCAUCGACUUGAUUGAUUUCAUUCUCAACUUUGAGUUGAAGAUGUUCGAUGUGGGCGCCUUAUUUGGAGACCUGACUAUGAACUACCUUCCUGCCCUGCCUGAAUUUUCACUUCCAGCAAUUACUGUACCUGAAUUCUCCUUUCCCACUCUGCCUCAUGUACCAGCAGAGAAACUUGUUAAGACUCUCCAACUCCCAGCAUUUAAAUUGCCAGUCAUUCCAAGUGAGAUUAUGAUUCCAGGCUUCGGUAAACUCAGUGGUGAGAUAAAAGUCAACACCCCUGUCGGUUCUAUUAGGAACGCUGCUGAAGUCCAAACCUCUCUUGACAUAGAUGAGACUCCUGAGCUAACAGCUUUUCUGACUGCCCAAGGAACAUCACUCAGCUAUGAAAUCCUUAACUUCAACCUGGAUUCCACUGCUCGCAUUGCUUUUCCCAAGGGCCGUCGUCUGAUUGUUGCUGAGACCCUUAAGUUCACUCAUCAUUUUCUCACAAUGGACCAUCAUGUAUCUCUGACAUCUUCUGACUUCUUAGCCCAGGCCUCAGCCAAGACCUCCAUAAAAGUCAACACAGCACCUUACAAUGCUGAGGUUUUAAAUGAAGUUUUCUUAGCCACUAAGGGUGGUUUAUCUGCCACUGUUGACACUUCUUAUAAACAUGUGCUCGACCUUCCUAUCAUGGACCUCACUGGAGAGACAUCUGUGACACAAAAAUGUGUGGCCCGUCAGGAAGGUACAUCUAUUACGAUAACUGUUGCAAACCAGGGUACUUCCAGAUUCAACUCUCAUGACAGUACCUACAAAAGUGACCUACAAGUCACAGUCAGUCCAAGCACAUUCAAGUUGAACUUCAAUACUGACACAGAUAUGUUCCUUCUGAAGAUGAGACAGAACCUGACUGCUGACUUUGUUGUCUUUAGCUAUUUCAAGAUUGAAGUUUAUUCAGAAACAGAAGGCCCCUCAAUCAAAAACAGCCGUUUAGUGGCAUCACUAAAUGCCAAUCUGCAUGACUGUAGGCUUGAGCUGAAGGCAACCCAGAGCACAGAUCUAAUUGGUUUUGUCAGCGGAGGCAUACACAAUGUGAUCAAUGUUGUUCUCCAUCCCAGAGAGGUUGUGCUCAGCUUUCAGAAUAAAGGAAACACCAAGGUCAAUUUCAAUGAUGCUCUUAUUGCCAAAAUUGAUCUACAGAAUGAUUACACUGCAGCCUUCAGACCUGGAAAACAACAUAUGAACACUGUGGCUCUGGUCCGUCUUAAUCAGCACAAACUGUUCUGGAACUUCACUGUAGAGAAUAAUGAGAGGGAGGCUACCAUUCUUACUGCUGUAGAAGGGGAAGCAGACCUUGAUUUCAUGACUAGGCCCAUCAGCAUUCCAGAGGUUUAUAUUCCAUUUGUUGACUUCCAUACCCCAGCCAUUAGUGAUCUUGACCUGUAUGACCAAACUGGGCUGAAAAACAUUUUGACUACCACUCAACAGACUGUUGAUGUGGUUGCCAAGAUUGUUUACCAGAAAAGCCAGUCUGCCCCGCUUGUUGAUAUGAUGGAUGUGAUUCAGAUUCCCUCUGUGGGUAACCUGAUCACAGAACUGGCCUUCAAGUCUGCCAUCAUCAAUCUGAAUGUCAAUGCUGGACUGUAUGCGGAGGAUGAUCUUGUGUUCCGUCUGGGAGUUACCACAGCUUCUGUGUUUGAGGGUCUCAAAGCCAAACUUGAUGGCACCACCAGCCUGACCACCACGAGGGGAAUCAAGUUCGCCAGUUCCCUGGCCCUUGAAAAUCGUCACAUUGAAGGCACUCAUGAUAGCACCAUCAGUAUGAGUACUGAGACAUUUGAACCUGCAGUUUCUGUGGCUACUAUUGCAAAGAUUGCUCUGCCUAUAUUUAAUCUGGAAGCAAAUCAAAAUCUGAUUGCCGAUACCAAAACCAAAGCAAAUGCUGUCUCCACCUUCAGGAUGACAGCUGAUUUCAACAUCCCUGUGAUCAAUGCUAUUGGAAAGGCUGAGACUGACCACAGUCUGAAGCUGGAGGGAACCUUUGAGGAUAUUUCCAUUGAGUCAUCCACCAGAGGAAACAUGGAUGGCACUAUGCUUGAGGAUUAUCUAAUUUUGGGAGUCUUUGACAAUGAUCUUAAUAUUUACCUCAAUAAUGAUGGCCUACGCUCCACCUCCAAACUUAUUGCUGAUGCCAAACUCAACUAUGGCACAAACAAAGUCAUGGCCAUGGAUGUAAAUGAGAAUCUUGCUGUUGAAGCCUCCCUCAGCCGUGUGUAUGCAGUGCUGAAAUAUACUGGCAACAAUGAGGCAAACCUGUUCAGUUUCAGCACCAAUGGGAAACACAUUGUCCAGGCAACCAUUGACUUUGCACCAAUGUCCUCCUUGACUGCUGAUAUUGGGAUUGAUAUCUCUCAGCCGAGCAACCUGGGUGAACUCGCCAUCUCUGAGAAAACUGUUGCUGAAGUAACAGCUGCCAAGCAGAAGAUCUCUACCGGUGCCAAGUUUGUGAGCCCACUGUACAGCACAAACCUGGUAACUGAGGUUGAGGGCAACGCUCCAGUCUUCAAAGUCACUUUUAAGUCCUCUGCCACCUCUGUGAUUGUCUUCUUGGAAUAUGACCUGGACUCUUCCACUACCAUAAACUUCGAACAUGAUGGCCUAAGCUUGACUGGGAAAGGUGUUUUCACCCAUACCGAUCUGACCAUGGACAUUCAACAGGUUCUUUCCUGCACACUGAGUGACUCCCAUCUCACACUGAAUGUGGAUAUAACAAGCCCUGUCUUCACUGAUGUGAACUUGCGUUAUGCUGUCCGCAAAGAUGGAAUCAGUGCUACCAUUUCUAUUCCAUCUACUGGCUUAAUGGGUCUUCAGCUCCAUGGCAGGGUCCCAUCGCAGAUGAAUGCCAGGCUUUAUGGUCGCUAUGCCUCUGAUCCUGGGAAGGAUGUUGAUAUUUUCACCAUUAGAGCUUCUGCCAAGGAUGCUUAUAAAAUGAAUCUUAAGAUGUCGAUCAACAUGGAUGCUCCAGACAUCAUGCUCAGUGGACUACAGAAGAAACUUCCUGCCAUCACCUCUUGUUUGUCCAGUUUUGCUGAGAAAUACCAACUGUUCGGACAUGCUGUUCAGCUGAAGAAUAUUAUUAUUUAUUACACUGAGGAGGUCCACAACAUUGCAACCAACCAUGCCCCACAUAUGAGUCAAGUGUCUAUCCUCUUUAGGAACACUGUUGUUAAGUACCAGAAGACUGUACAGGUUUUCUUGGAUGCAGCCAUCAAGGUCCUGAGAGAGACCCAGGUCAAACUGCCUGGCUCUGACAAGGUGACCACUAUCAUGGAGGUGCUCAAUAAGCUGACAACACACAUUACUACUAUUCUAGAGAGGGCAAUGCACCUGGUGGCUGUUAAUGUAGAAUAUGCUUUUAAUCUCAUGGUUGGCAUGGUCAGUAAAAUUCAGGUCACAAUGCCCGUUGGGGAUGUCAUGGCUGGAGCCAAAAUAAUAGACCAAAUUAGGGACAGAAUGAAAACUAUGUCGGAUCUUAUUGUGGAUCUUUUGAAGGACCUACAGAGCCUAGAUGUGCUCCUGGAAAAACUGGGUGACACACUAAAUUUCUUUGUUGACAAAGCGCAGGACUUUGUUGAUAAUACCCUAAAGUCUGAUGUCCUUGAUGCAAUUGCUGUCUACAUUAAUGCUUUCUAUGACAAACAUGCAAGCUUAAUGAAAACAGUCACCAAGUACGCAAACAGAGCUGUGGAUACUGAGGCUAUAUAUAACAUGAUGAAUUAUACUGUGGAUGUUUCCAGAUCUGUAGUGAAUCAGUUUAGAUACACUGUUACUGGCUAUCUGCAGCAGGCUCCUGCUCAGUACAGGUCUUAUGUAAGAGUUAAGGGUACAAGGCUCGAGAUUAAUCUUUGA
Molecule: messenger RNA, 11385 nt
Organism: Toxotes jaculatrix (banded archerfish)
Lineage: Eukaryota; Metazoa; Chordata; Actinopteri; Toxotidae
Product: apolipoprotein B-100-like
Exons: 27
Coding region: 1-11385 (3794 amino acids)
Biological process (GO): cholesterol homeostasis; lipoprotein transport; triglyceride mobilization
Cellular component (GO): low-density lipoprotein particle; mature chylomicron; very-low-density lipoprotein particle
Molecular function (GO): cholesterol transfer activity; low-density lipoprotein particle receptor binding
Source: RefSeq, a predicted model, not a curated record